Molecule: messenger RNA, 817 nt
Organism: Exophiala oligosperma
Lineage: Eukaryota; Fungi; Ascomycota; Eurotiomycetes; Chaetothyriales; Herpotrichiellaceae
Product: 60S ribosomal protein L34-B
Exons: 3
Coding region: 76-426 (116 amino acids)
Biological process (GO): translation
Cellular component (GO): ribosome
Molecular function (GO): structural constituent of ribosome
Source: RefSeq, a predicted model, not a curated record
CGACAACGACAUUUCACACACCCAGCCAACUUUCUUCUUCCUCCAUCAAUCCAUUGCUUCUUCAAUACCGUCGCAAUGGCAGGUGUUCGACUCCAAUACCGCCGCCGCAACCCUUACAACACCUCCUCGAACAAUGUCCGUGUGAUCAAGACCCCAGGUGGAAAGCUCCGACUCCUGCACAUCAAGAAGCGAGGAACUGCCCCUAAAUGCGGUGACUGCGGCGUCAAACUCCCAGGUAUCCCAGCUCUACGACCUAGAGAAUACGCAACGACAUCCCGACCGAAGAAGACCGUCCAACGUGCCUACGGUGGCUCGAGAUGCGCCAAUUGCGUCCGAGACAGAAUCGUCCGGGCCUUCCUCAUUGAGGAGCAGAAGAUUGUCAAGAAGGUGCUGAAGGAGACCCAGGAGAAGAAGGGAAAGAAAUAAAUGGGUAGAAGUUGAAGGGGGGGUUGAUGGAUUUUUUUUUCCUUCGAUGGAAAAAAACAAAACCCAAGCCGACGGGUUUGUAGCAAGGGCAUUUUCACGAUGAGCAAGGCUGUCGACUGCAAACGAGGCAGGGAGUUCUCAUGUCCAAGGAAGCAUCAGCAUAGCGAGAAAAAUAUUGGUUGGAUCCAAAGACCGUCCUUCCAGAACUCGGGGCUUGUCUUGAUGCGAAAAUUUCAGAUACGGUGACUGAUGGGAGUCAAGAACAUCCAAUGCAAAUGAUACCUGAAAAUGAUCACCUUUGAGAUGCUUUUGUUCUCGGUCGGAGACUGUUACGCUCAUCCGUGACCAUUGCGCCGUGCACAUCGUUCAUAUGUCAGGCAAUGGAGUUGUG